Messenger RNA from Mesorhabditis spiculigera, 2571 nucleotides. The record is from the annotation of a GenBank genome assembly. NCBI's taxonomy places the organism in Eukaryota, Metazoa, Nematoda, Chromadorea, Rhabditida, Rhabditidae.
AUGAGCCUCGAUGACUCCUCCUCCCGUCCGCGCCAUGCCUCCUUACACCAGGAAGACGAGUGGAAACAUGGACAUCGUCGGAGUCGAGAACACGCUCGGUUCCCCACCGACACGACGGACGAAAUGUUCGUUAGAAUCCAGCCAUGGGCGGAGCACACCACGGCGAGCAAUGGCUUCGUGCCGCAGAACACUGUCAGUUGGCGUACCGAGCAAGCACCUACGAUACCGGUGCCGCCGCCACGGAAGUCGGCCCUUGGAAGGACAAUCGGUAAUAUUAGACAGCGCUGGAACUGGCGUCACUACCUGGCCCUAGCCCUGGUCAUCACCCUCAUAUUGGCCCUUUUGACCACAGCGGGCAUCUUACUUGCCGUCCUUCACAAGAAGCACGACGUCACCCCGGUCAACAUCUACAACUCGACGCUUGCCCCACCUCCAACUACAAACUAUCCAAACGACGGCUACGGAUAUGUGCGCGGGUUACAGAUGAGGGUCUUCAAAGUGCAGGACGGGAUUGAUUCGUUGUCUCCCGUCUACGAGUCUCCCGGCGUAUUUCUGGGCCUUUCCGGCUCAGAAAUCUACUAUUUCGACUCCAACGACCAAGACAACCCCCGGCAAACGUCAUCUGAAAUCGUGCGGAACGGAACGGAUUCUUGUCGUGUCCUUUCUGUAGAUACGGAAUGCUUCCACAAAAACGCACCCUGCCGAGCAGCCAACCUCAUCUACUGCUGCUCAAAUGGCCUCGACAACUACUGCUCCGUCGCCAACCACAGUCACCUGGCUCACGACGCCUUCCUAUCGACGUACAGAUACAGUGGCGUGUCCGCACUCAACUUUUCGACGAUAAGUCUCGGCAAUGGGACAAAACACCAGGCCAACUUUGAGCGCAUUGAGAUCCGGACCGAUUCGGCCAGUGUCGACCAGGGCCCAAUACAAUGUAUCAAUUUUGGAAAGAGCAUCACUGCUGCGGCGACGGCAUUUCGAGCUUCAACCCAAAAAGUCGAUUAUCUUGUCGCGGUCUCCGCAGAUGGCGAUCUCUACAUCAGCUCCCAAGAUGAUGGCGGAGAAUGUGGAGAAGAACACGAUCAAUUGACGCUCUCUUUAUCUAACUACCUCCCCGCUGAACCCCCUAUAUCCCUAGCUGUAGAUCUAGUAGAUGACCACGUCCAUAUUGCCGUCACUUUUCGAGAAAAAGUCUAUUUCCUCCUCUAUACCUCCUCGGCUAAACUCUACAUUCUCGAGGGUUACUACUUUUCCCUCAUCUUCCCCAUCACCAUACGCGGGUCUUUUUGGGCAAAUGAAAUCUUUUAUUUGUGCACGACCCUCGAAAAACUGGCCCUUCAGAUGGAGGAAGAACGGAAAACCAGGGUCGAUGUCCUCGCAACGAAAGAAUAUUUGACCGAGGAUGAGAUACGCCAAAAAUACUUUGGUCCAAAUGUUAGAAAGGCGGCGGCGAUGGGAAUAGAGGAAGAAGAAGCGCGGCAGCAAAAAUGGUGCGAGCUGUCGGAGAUGCGGCUUUUUGAGAAAGUAAUGGAGCACAAACCGGCGGGCCCGAUGCGGCAUUUCCACAUGUGCAUGCUGUACCGAUAUAUGAAUUUUAUCUACGAGGAUGAGAACACCGAUUUCGAGUAUUACUUGACAGAACGGGAUUUGAAAGAGCUGCAUACGAGGCGAGAAGUUGGCGGUUACCAAGCGUUGCAUGGCGUGUUGGUGUUCAAGCCGAAAUACUCGAUCCGGCCCUCUAUCGAGAUGAUUUGGGAAAAACUCGACGAGCUCUACGAUAUGGACGCUAUCGAAAAAAGCGAGCUCAUCCCGCCAAUGCUUACAGCGCAGAAUGACUUCUUCUUGCCCGACGGUCAAUUCGGCGAGCUGUUGGCGGCCAAGCAAGCGCUCGACAAAGAAGAUCUUAUCGAUGGACGCCGAGUCGAAGAUUUUGAGGUCAAGCUGACAGAGGUGAAGCCGGACAUUGGCGACGAGGAGGAGAAGGCUAACGAGACGGUUCAGACCACACCCGCGCCGGCGAAGAAAACGCGCAAGCGCAAGGCCCCGUCGACUUCAGCGGAAAAGGCGGAAACCCCUCUCCCGGCCGAGAAUUCCGAGCAGAAGCCGGAAACGAGCCCCGGCACCCCAAAGGACAACCGGCGCUCGAAGGAACGCCAACAGCCCGCGGAACAAAUGGUUCCGAUGCAGCUUGACGAAAUUCGCGGAAACAACCAAAAGCCCGCACCCCGGGACCCCACAUGGCCCAUCACUAAUCCGUGUUCAAAAGGCACCACCGCGAACUACAUUUGCCUAGCGUCAAAGGACGGCCACGAGUUCUACUUGCCGCUGAAGUGCGCCGAAGUGUCGACGACGAUUAAGGCCAUGAUCACCGGACCGGGCAGCGUCACCGAGGACGGCGAGAACAAUAUCAUUUACUUCCGGGACAUCAACGCGAAAACGCUGCUGCAAGUUUGCCGCUAUUUCAACUACAGGUACGAAUUCUCGCGAUCGAUCAGCCCCGAGAUACCUGAGUUCAACAUCGACGCAGACAGUGCCGUCGACCUGCUGAUGGCCUCCAAUUUCCUCGACUGC